Molecule: messenger RNA, 1587 nt
Organism: Coffea arabica (coffee)
Lineage: Eukaryota; Viridiplantae; Streptophyta; Magnoliopsida; Gentianales; Rubiaceae
Source: RefSeq, a predicted model, not a curated record
AUGGACCAACUCACCAAUAUGUACAGGAAUACGGUAAACAAUCGCAAUCAAGGGGACUUACCUAGUAAGACUGAGGUGAACCCAAGGGAGCAUGUGAAGGCUAUAACCCUCCGUAGUGGUAAGGAAUUAGGUGAGCCGCCGGUAGUUGAAAGUGGAAGAGAGUUUGAAAGAAGAGAAAACAAGCAGUUUAGUGAGUUAGGAGAGGAUGACAAGAAAAUUAAAGGGAAAGGAAAAGUGGAAGAAAAUGAAUCACAAAUGGGAGAUACAACACCAAUUCCUCUACCAGUGUCAUUCCCUCAAAGAUUGAAACUUUCGAGAAAUAACAAAGAAUUUGAGAAGUUUGUCAACAUUUUCAAACAAUUACAUGUUAACAUUCCUUUUGUUGAUGCUAUUUUACAGAUUUCUUCAUAUGCAAAGUUUCUCAAGGAGAUAAUGACUAAAAAAAGGAAGUUAGUAGAUAGUGAGACAAUUACAUUAACGGAAGAAUGUAGUGUCAUCAUACAAAAUAAAUUGCCACCAAAGUUGAAACAUCCAGGGAGUUUCACAGUUCCUUGCACUAUUGAUAAUGUAGAAUUCUUUAAAGCACUUUGUAACUUUGGUGCAAGUGUUUCAUUGAUCCCUUUAACUGUGGCUAGGUCUAUUAGACAUCCAAUGGGCAUAUUGGAGAAUGCGCUCAUUAAAGUACAGAAAUUCAUUAUUCCUAUCGAUUUUAUUGUUUUAGAUAUGGAGGAAGAUGUCAAUGUACCUAUUAUACUUGGUAGACCAUUUUUGGUCACUGCAGGUAUACAAGAGGAACAAAUUGAAGAAAUGACUGAAUUUUUGCAGGCACAGGUUCCUUACAAAAGGAGAAAUGCAUAUAAGGAGUUAGAACUGAGCAAAGGGCUACCUCUACCAUUAUGUAAGCAAGCACCACAAUUUGAGCUUAAACCACUGCCUAAACACCUCAAAUAUGCGUUUCUUGGAGAAAAAGAGACAUUACCGGUAAUUGUCAAUGCAGCACUAGAUAAGGAACAACUAGACAAGCUCUUACAUGUUCUAAGGAAGCAUUUAAAGGCUAUAGGAUGGACAAUUUCUGAUAUCAAAGGAACUAGUCCAACUAUUUGUAUGCACAGGAUUUUGUUGGAAGAAAACUCUAAACCAGUAGUUGAAACUCAAAGAAGGUUAAAUCCAAACAUGAAAGAAGUGGGUAUUGUUUUAGGCCACAAAAUUUCUUCAGAAGGUAUUGAGGUUGAUCAAGCCAAAAUAGAGGUUAUUGAGAGAAUGCCUCCACCUACCAAUGUGAAAAGCAUUCGCAGCUUUCUUGAAUAUGUGGAAUUUUAUCGGCGAUUUAUUAAGAAUUUCUCCAAGAUUGCUAAACUUUUAUGUGAAUUACUUGCAAAAGAUGUUCCUUUUCACUUUAAUGAUGAGUGUUUACUUGCUUUUAAUAGGUUGAAGAAGGAACUUGUCUCCGCACCUAUAAUAGCAUCACCGAAUUGGAGUUUACCGUUCGAAUUAAUGUGUGAUGCAAGUGAUUUUGCAGUUGGGACUGUUUUUGGGCAAAAACAUGAUAAGCGACUUCAUGUCAUUUAUUAUGCAAGUAAAAUGUAA